Messenger RNA from Ostertagia ostertagi, 354 nucleotides. Lineage: Eukaryota; Metazoa; Nematoda; Chromadorea; Rhabditida; Trichostrongylidae. The record is from the annotation of a GenBank genome assembly.
ACGAGCGAUCAUUAUCCGUGGGAAGCAACGACCGUCGACAAGCAAGAGGUGAAAGCGGCGUUCGAGAAUGCCAUCAUCAUCACGGCUCAUGGUUAUGACAGAAAGUUCUACGAAGAAUUUCAAGAUAAAUUCAGUCGCGUCACUGGAAUUGUUGGCAGUCACUUUGCUACGCUGACUUACAUGUCUCUGUACGAUGCGCUGUUCCUCUAUGGUCUGGCACUCCGUGAUGCAUUUGAGGAAGUUGGAGGAUAUGAUGUGCAUCAAAACGGGUCACUCAUCUGUGCAAAAAUGACUAAUCGACAGUUUAUGGGUCAGUUAGCAAAGCUACAGGGUUGCAAUCAUGACGAGCUCUAA